Messenger RNA from Chenopodium quinoa (quinoa), 3519 nucleotides. Its product is annotated as GPI mannosyltransferase 1-like. The record is from RefSeq and is a predicted model, not a curated record. Gene Ontology annotation, biological process: GPI anchor biosynthetic process. NCBI's taxonomy places the organism in Eukaryota, Viridiplantae, Streptophyta, Magnoliopsida, Caryophyllales, Amaranthaceae. The transcript has 5 exons. Gene Ontology annotation, cellular component: membrane; glycosylphosphatidylinositol-mannosyltransferase I complex. Gene Ontology annotation, molecular function: alpha-1,4-mannosyltransferase activity; GPI mannosyltransferase activity. Bases 1798 to 3108 code for a protein of 436 amino acids.
AUUAUUCCAAUAUAAUUAAAAGUUGGGAUUAUUCUACAUAAAUUAGACAAAGUUGGGAUUAUUAUUUCUAAUUUUUCCAAUAAAAAAUCGGUAAUCCGACUUUAUAAUUUUUUUUUUUUUUUUUUUUUUUUGAAACAAAUCCGGCUUUAUAAGUUAAAUCGGAUAUGUGUUGCAUUAUGAUUAAUUCGAUUUUUUGUAAAAAAAUUUAGCAUAAAAAUGAUCUUAAUUUUUUAUUUUUUAUUAUUAAAAACAGAAAUCCCCUCCACCUCCCCACUGACCCUUGACCCUUCCUGUUCAAUGUUUUUUCAUUCAUUUUUUUUCCUCUCGUGAGCUUUUCACUUUAACGCUGCACAAAUUUCUCUCUCUCCAUUACAGCGUAUUCUUAGCUUUCUCUCCUCCAUUGAAGUUGGUUCUAAGGUAUGAUGUUGUUCUAUCUUUUCUUAAUAAUCGAAUAUCAAUUUAACAAUUAAGAAUUCAUCUUUAAUUUAAAUUUCAGUACAAUCAAAUUAGGGUUCUUCUAAUGUGGAUUAUUGAACUAUUGACUAUUAUUAUUGAAAUCAAGUCAGGAAAUAACGAGCAAUUUUUGUUGACAUUCUUAAGCAAGAAGAAUGUAUCUAUGUUUGUAGCUUGAUUAGAUAAUGGAGUCAAUUUUGGUUGUUAGGCAAUGUUAAGUUGUAAGUAUGAAAUUGAACAUUUUCUCGUUUGGACAAUUUAAUUUAUAGAUGCAAAAACAAUUUUUGAAUAUGUAAAAUCAUACAGAGAAAUUUCGAUCAAAUGUUAAUUAGGACUCUGAUUUGUAUCCACUUUUGGUCAUAUAGUUUUAAGCAUCUUGCAUUUGAUACUGGUAUGUAGGAGACGAGACUCGGACUAGUAUCAAUGCAAUGUGUGCUAUAGUCAAAUAAAUGGAAUGCUCUCUAUGUGGGAACAAUGUAUCCGCGAUCUCAGAUUUAAUCACGGUGUUGUAAAUAUAUAUCGGGUUGAUUUUUUGUUGAUCAUGCAUUGCCUCUUAAUACUAAUAUGACCCGAGCAGCCAGUGAAACAUAUUACUGUGAGUACCAAGCCUAGGACAUACUUCCUCCAUCUCUUUAUAUUUGCAACACUAUGACUUAUACACUAUUUACAUACACUACUUUGACUAAAUCUGAUGAUAUUCUUCAGGAAAUAUAUAAUCAUGUAAAAAUCUUGUUACAUUUGCUUCAAUUUAUUAUUUUUAUAUAUUGAUUAUUAAGGAUGUUAGUAAUUAAAAUGAUGCAUCAAUAAGCAUGAAAUGAGAUAUGUUAGUAAAAAGAUUGAAACAUCAAAAGUAUAUUUUUAGCUUAAAUAGCGGGAAAUAUAAUUCAUUUCAAGAGGAAACUUAACUCCAACAUCUUCAAUAAAAUAUUUGAAUUUAGAUGUAGACUUCCAUAGGCCUGGGAGGAAUUGAGAGAUGAUUGUAUGAAGUUGCUUCAAAAAUCAAAUUUUGCCUAUAUGAUAUCCUUUUGAUGGUAUUUGAUUAGAAGUUGAAGCUACUGAGUAGUUUAAGGAUAACGUGCACCACCGGUCUUGUACCUCUUACGACUGCCUUCAUUUGUACUUGGUUUGAGGGUAAGAUUGUGAUUACUUUAUUUUAGUUCAGGUUCUUUCUCUCUUGUUUAUCUUGACACAAACUACAGGCUGUCCUUCUCAACACAAGUAUUUCACUCGUGGAAUUGGCUUUGAUACUUGUAUUGAUGAAUGUUCAGUCAUUUAGAGUUUGUAGAAAAUUUGGAAAGCUAAUUUGAACUUACUCCAACAAGAUUUUUGUCCCAUGCAGCAUCCAUGGGGAUUAAUUUUCAAUCAGUGCUCAUAUUCUCAACCAUUUUACGGGUACUAUUGAUCCUCUAUGGAGAUUGGCAAGACUCCCAUAUGGAAGUUAGAUACACUGAUGUUGAUUAUCUUGUAUUUUCUGAUGCUGCUACUUUGAUGUCUUUUGGGGAGUCUCCUUUCAAAAGGACCACGUAUCGUUAUUCACCAUUGCUUGCCUUUCUACUCAUACCAAAUGCGGUUUUUCAUCACUCUUGGGGGAAAUAUCUAUUCUCAGCUGCAGAUCUGCUAGUUGGAUACUUAAUUCGUUCCAUUUUGAAGCUACGUGGAGUACCAGAGAAAAUAUGCACUUACUGCAUGAUGGCAUGGCUUUUCAAUCCAUUUACCUUCACCAUUGGAACUCGUGGAAAUUGUGAACCUCUUGUUUGUGCAGUAAUCUUGUGGAUCAUUACCUGUAUUAUGAGGGGGAAGGUCUACCAAGCUGCAAUAUGGUAUGGACUUAUUGUCCACUUCCGAAUAUAUCCUAUUAUAUAUGCACUUCCCAUAAUAUUAGUUCUUGAUCCACGAGUCAUCCAAUCUGGUCAGAAGCCCACGCUUGUGAACUGGAGCUCUGAUCAAGAAAAAUCACCUCAACGCUUAAAUGAUACAGACCUGAAGUCUUUGUGGACUGUACUUGUGAGCUUUUUUUCAGGCACUAGGAUCCUGUUUGGAUUGAUAUCAGGUGCUGUCUUCUUUGGUUUCACGGGUCUCUUUUAUUAUUUAUAUGGGUGGGAAUUUCUACAUGAGGCAUUGCUUUACCAUCUCACACGAACUGAUCCUAGGCACAAUUUCUCUAUAUAUUUCUACCACAUAUACCUUCAUUAUGAGCAUGAGCUCUCAAUACUUGAAAAGCUCGUCUCUUUCCUACCACAGUUUACCGUUCAGCUGCUUCUUAUGUUCAAAUAUGCCCUCGAUCUUCCCUUCUGCUUUCUUGUACAGACAGUGGCAUUUGUAGCAUUCAAUAAGGUAAUUACGGCACAGUAUUUUGUGUGGUUCUUUUCCUUGAUACCAGUGGUAUUGCCAUGGAGUAAAAUGAAAAUGAAAUGGGAAGGACUCUCCUGUAUAGUAAUUUGGAUGGGGACUCAACUUCACUGGCUGAUGUGGGGUUACUUAUUGGAAUUCAAGGGCAAGAAUGUGUUCUUACCUCUUUGGAUUGCAAGCCUAUUAUUCUUAGCUGCUAACUGUUACGUUCUCAUUGUUAUAAUUUGCUGUCAUAGAUACUCUCCCAUAUUUCAACAUCUUAGCACAACCUCAAGAGACUCAAAAGGGCGUCUAAAAGUCAAGUAAGCAAUUAGAGCUUUGAGACAUUUAGAUUUCAGGUCUUGCGAUGGUGAUGAAGUGGAGAUGCAACUUUUUGGACAACUCGAACUAAACCAGCUUUUGGAAGAUUUCAAAAUGAAGAUGUUGCCCCUAAUUUAGCACUAAUUAGAUUUAUGAAUGUAGGUUUUGUGUAAUUAUGGUAGGUUUUGAACUGUCUUAGUGCUAAGUUUUAGAAAUUUAAGGUGAAAUGUAUUCAUUAGGAGGGAGUAGAAAAUGUUGAUGUACUGAAUAUAUGAUGUGCUGGGUGUGUUUUAAACAAUUUAUACCAACAUUUGCUUGGGAAAAAGUAAGUGGUGGGAAAAAAUUUGUAGUGGAAAACUAAGUUUUUAAAUUUUGGUGAAAAUUUGGGAGGAAAAAGUACACCCUCCCAAAAUCAGU